AUGCAGACUAUCCCUGCUGAGGUGUAUCUCGUUCUUGGUGAACUUGGCAACAUGCGGUCGUCAUUCUUGAUGCAUCUGGCUACACGCGAUUACUGAGCUGCAACAGUGGUUUACCAACGACCACCUGCUUUCAUUGAAGGGAAAUCUAACUUUAAGUACUCCAGAAUGGUCGCAGGAGGUGCCUGUAUUCUGUCAUGUCCCAGCAUACUGUUUGCGUUAUCAAAGCUGGAAAAUAUCAAGAUGGGAGCUAUUGUACAUUAG
Microthlaspi erraticum is the source of this 261-nucleotide messenger RNA. NCBI's taxonomy places the organism in Eukaryota, Viridiplantae, Streptophyta, Magnoliopsida, Brassicales, Brassicaceae. The record is from the annotation of a GenBank genome assembly.